CUUGAUGGGACCCUUUAUUAAUGGGAUGAAAGGAAGAGUCAUCAUCAUUCUCAUCAUCGCUUGGCUGUUUGGAAGGAAGACUGACCAUACAAGAUGAAAUUCCUAUUGCUGCUUACCCUGGCCGUGGCCGCUUACGCUGCCCAAGCCCCGUUCUACGACGCUGGUGAAAACGGCGUAAAGGGACGUUACAUCGUCGUUCUGCAGGAUGGUGUAGAUAUCGACGCAACUUUAGAGCGUUUAAUGAACCGUGUAGCUACAUCUGGUCUCUUCGCUUCUAUCAAAUCGAAAAUAUCUCUCAUCAAUGCUUUCGUAUCCGUUGUUCCCGAAGGAGGCCUUGAUAUCUUGCGUUCCCUGCCUGGUGUUGCCUAUGUAGAGGAAGAUGAGAUCAUCACAGCUGACGCUGCAGUUGCCGAUUCCGAAUGGGGUCUUGAUCGCAUCGACCAGAGAGAUCUCCCUCUCGACGGGAGAAUGGACGUCAAAAGUGAAGGUGAUGGAGCUCAUGUUUACGUAGUCGACUCUGGUAUCUAUACAGACCAUGAUGACUUUGGUAGCCGUGCUAGUGUUGCUGCAGACUUCAUAGGUGGAGAUGGGCAAGAUUGCAAUGGACAUGGAACCCACUGUGCCGGUACUGCUGUAGGUAAUACAUAUGGUAUUGCUAAACAGGCCUCCGUCUACGCACUCCGUACCCUCGAUUGCAGUGGCUCUGGCUAUAAAUCUGACAGCAUCGCAGCCCUUGAUUGGGUAAGCGCUAAUGGGCAAAAGCCUGGUGUUGUUUCGAUGUCCCUCGGUGGCUCCGUGUCGACUUCACAAAAUACAGCUGUCAAGAAUUGUCGAAAUGCCGGCUAUGUUGUAGUUGUCUCGGCUGGCAAUGACGAUGGUGAUGCUUGCGACAAGUCACCCGCUUCUGCAGCAGAGGCUAUCACCGUGGGUGCCACUACCAGUUCUGACCAAAGAUCUUCCUUCUCGAACUACGGCACAUGUGUUGAUAUCUUUGCUCCUGGUUCAUCCAUCAAAAGUUGCGGUAUUAGCUCCAAAACUUCCACAAGCACAAAGAGCGGAACCAGCAUGUCAUGCCCUCAUGUUGCAGGUAUUGCUGCGGUAAUGUCUGCUUCAGAGAGUGAUUCUGAGAAAGUGUACGCUGCUAUCAUUAGUAACGCUUCCUCGGGCAAGGUUGGAGACGCUGAGACUGGCUCACCCAACCUCCUGGCUUACCUCGAUUAAAAAGGAGUUCCAAGAAACGAGAUCUUCUUUCAGCGAAAACCUAUCAAACAAAUAUUUUGAAUAUAGUGAAUUUAAACCUAAGCAUUUAUCCCAGUUGGUAGGGCUAUAUUGAAGCUCACACACACAGAAAGGAUCAAGGUUAUGGUAUUUGGGGAUUAAUUUUGAACAUCUUAAUGCAUCUUAGGGAUAAUCCCAUAAAUAUUACUCCAAUAAGCUGUAUUAAAAUGGGUGGACAUUGUGGUCUGGUCCAGACAAUUUGAUUCCUUCUGUAGUUCAAUGUUCUGCUUUGAGCAUUUUCAUUUUCGUUGAUUUUUUUGCUGUUGCUUGAUUAAAUGAAUAGAAUCUCAUCCGUAAACUGAAAGAAAAUCCUUCAUCCUCACUUGAUAUGUCAUAACAUAAUUAUCGAUGAUGGAAAAUCCUGACAAUUGAAAAUGCUAGAUUUGUAUUUUUUCUUCUUCUCUAUCUCUCUUUAACACAAAAUCAAACUGUCGUGGGUUUUAGAGGUUGUUUUCAACCUAUGAUAUUAUAUCACUCUGGUGCACUCCCUUUCAUCAGCGAUUAAAGUCGUGAGAUUAUAGAGGUGGAGAUAUUGUGGUCCAGUUGAUAGGUCUCCAGACUGCCAACAACAAGGUACAGGGUUCAAAUCCGUGUCGCAGCACUAAUGUUCAUUGGCAAGAUAUUAAUCUUCAUUGCCACACUUAACCUAGGCGAGGUAAAUGGUAUAAAUCUUUUUUUUCAAUCCACGGUCAAUGGGUAUAAUUUUUUAUUUCACUGGAUAAGUACGUUCACUGUAAUGGCUCUGAUAUCAAAGGUGAAUUAUGAUGUAAAACAAUUACCAUUGCAGCAUUCUAUAAUCAAUAAAGAAAAUACAAUAGCAAGGAAAAA
Molecule: messenger RNA, 2106 nt
Organism: Strongylocentrotus purpuratus (purple sea urchin)
Lineage: Eukaryota; Metazoa; Echinodermata; Echinoidea; Camarodonta; Strongylocentrotidae
Product: aqualysin-1-like
Exons: 9
Coding region: 94-1221 (375 amino acids)
Biological process (GO): proteolysis
Molecular function (GO): serine-type endopeptidase activity
Source: RefSeq, a predicted model, not a curated record